UUGACGUUCCAUUUCUUAUUGCGGUUUUGUUCGUCCACAUCCAAAUCCCACGACCCAAUUAUAUACUCUCUCUCUCUCUCUCACAAUCUCUGCCAUACUGAAUGCUUCCCCUGAAAACGUGCUCUAUAAGGUGGUCAUUUGAUUAGAAAAAUUUGGAAGGCUCUGAAAGGAAACAUUCGACGACUAGUUUGGGAGCAGUUGCAUAAAAGGAAUGGUCUCUCAACUUGGAGAUAAUGGAGACACGUACUGGAAAUUCCUGUUCCAAUAAAAAGCAAUCUCUGGAGAAUUCAAAAUCUGCCUCUGAAGAGAAAAGACCUGCAGAAAAAGAAGCAAACACUUCUGUGUUUGUCAACUAUGCGGCAAUUGCUUGGCAUGAAAAUAGAAGAAAGUGGGUUGGGGAUCAACGGCUGCAAAGAAUGGCCAAGGAUCCAAUUAUAAGCUGGUCAACAGCCUACGAGGAUCUGCUUUCAACCAAUGAGAGUUUUCCUGAGCCGAUCCCCUUAACUGAGAUGGUUGACUUUUUAGUUGAUAUUUGGCAUGAUGAAGGCCUGUUCGAUUAGGCAGUCCAGAGAAGUUUAAAGUUGACUACGAUCCCUGAUUAUAGAUGAUAGUCUAAAUCCUUCCCCAUCGACCGGGAAAGCACUGGCACAUAGAAACAAUAGUAAAUCUGAAACUGUUUCCCCUAAUUCUUUGUUACGAUAAAUCUAGACAUUGUUAGGGAUGGCUGCUCGUGGGGAAAAAAAUGAAUGCACCCUCUUCAGUUCAGAAUGGUGAUUUCUGAACAACUUUGAAGCCAAAUUAGUUAUGUAUCUAUAUAUAUCGGAUAUUGGGAUUUGAGGUCCUACGGAGGAUCAUGUAACUGUAGGAUAACAGAUACAACAAUGGCUCUAGGUCUCGUACUAUGCGUCUAUGUCGUCAUUCAUCAACAGUAAUGACCAAAAUUUCCAUCAAAAAAACAGUAAUGACCAAAUUAAUUAAUAGUUUUGAGCUCUAACUGCUCAAAACGCCAAUUCGGUUUUGCAUGCCUUGAAAGAAACAAGACUAAACGAUUUAGCUUUGUUGUUCGUGUAGUGAAAUCGCUUCAUCAUGUACGUGGUAAACUCCCUAGUCUAAAAGGCAAUUUCAAAGUAUUUGGAAACUCUGGCCUGCAUGUACUCUUAACUUAUUUCAGCACUGCUGCGGCCAAGCUUGCCAAGUUGAGAUUGUGCUCGGAAGAAUGGGUUAACCAACCCCCAAUCUCUUUGCUUUCUGUCCUCAGUUCUGACGGUCUCCCCGGUCCUCCUUGGCCUUUUGGAUCUGUUUGAAGCUUUUGUGCUGUUUUCCUGUUUGUUGCAGUUUUUCUUUGUUUAGCAGCUCGACUGCUCUUUGGUUGGUUUUUCUGUUUUUCUUUCUUUGUUUCGGUUGCUCUGUGCUUUGGGGCUUGUUGUUUGUCUCUCGUGCCUUACUCGUUCUUGUU
Molecule: messenger RNA, 1456 nt
Organism: Argentina anserina (silverweed cinquefoil)
Lineage: Eukaryota; Viridiplantae; Streptophyta; Magnoliopsida; Rosales; Rosaceae
Exons: 5
Coding region: 234-560 (108 amino acids)
Source: RefSeq, a predicted model, not a curated record